UUGUAGAUCCAAUCGUACAUCUACUAUAUAUUUUUAAAACCCCAUCCAUUUGACAGUUGAUCUAUAAAUCAGUCAGAUUAUUUUGCACUAUUUUUGAUACACUCUCGUUAGCAACGAUGAAUGUUCUAACUACUGGAAUAAUUUUAUACUCAUUCUAUCUUUCCAUUUGUAUGGAUCCUGAUGAUGAUGUAUUUGGAUUCGAUCCUGAUGACGAUGGAGACGGAAGCAUGCUCCCUCCGCACCAAAGAAGCUCUAUGUUUCGUGAUGAUCUCGGAUCAUCAUUUACCUCAGGUUAUACUAAACAAGAUUUGGAUGCCAAAUUUCCAGGUAUGAAAAAGAGUAAGGGGCCCAAAGACAAAGGGAAACCUCAUCCUACAAAGCCUGUCAAGAGUACCUUAAUGCCAGGAAAUGAUGGUCAAACAGGAGCUACUGGAGGUUAUCCAGGUGGUUAUCCCACUCAAGGACCUUAUGGUCAACCAGGAGCUACUGGACCCUAUGGACAAGCAGGUUACGUUGGUCAACCGGGAGCCGUUGGACCUUACGGUCAACCAGGAGCUGUACCCUAUGGACAAACUGGUUAUCCCACUCAACCAGGAGCAGCUGGAGGUUAUCCAGGUGGUUAUGCUGGCCAACCUGGUCCUUAUGGUCAACCAGGAGCUACUGGACCCUAUGGACAAGCAGGUUAUGUCGGUCAACCGGGAGCUGCUGGGGGUUAUCCAGGUGGUUAUCCUCCACCAGGAGCAGCUGGAGGCUAUGGAGGCGGCCCACCCGGUCCAGGUCAGCCAAGCGGUCCCCCUGGUCAAGCUCCUGGCAAUAUGCAAUUGUUGAAAAUAGAUGUAAAAAAUCCAAACAAUGGUCCAAAUAUUAUUUUUGAAGAAUAUAUAGCCGGAAAGCCAGAACGUCGUCACCGUCAGUUUACCCCUGUUCCUGGAUGUGGAAUUAAUCAAGUAAAUUAUGACGGCGAAAAAGUUUGGUCAUUAGAAGUGGGUGGCGAUUAUGCAGUAAAAGUUCUUGUUUUUCCUAUAGGGUUUAAAGAAAAAACUAUUGAAAUCACAUUUAUUGGCGGUGAAAAGGAAAUCUAUAAAAAGAAAGGGCGUAAUAAACCAUGGACAAAACAAUAAAUAGAAACACGAGGGAAGACCAACUGAUUAAAGGCGCAAUCUUCAAAAAUUCCUAUUAAUGUAGUUGACCUGAGUA
Theileria parva strain Muguga is the source of this 1197-nucleotide messenger RNA. RefSeq names its product Tp9. Bases 117 to 1121 code for a protein of 334 amino acids. NCBI's taxonomy places the organism in Eukaryota, Apicomplexa, Aconoidasida, Piroplasmida, Theileriidae. The record is from RefSeq and is a predicted model, not a curated record. The transcript has a single exon.